AUAUAAAAAACCGCGGGAGGAGGGACCGGAAGUGUUUUUUCAGCAUUUGAGUAGAGAUUGGAAGCCGAAGCGUCAACACGGAUUUUCUUUGGGAUAAACGGACAGGGCUGGCUGCAAAAACGAUGCCGCACUCCCGACGGUUCCCGUCCUCUGAGAGGGCCAGUCACAGCAGCUACCAGGAUCGAUAUCGGGAGCGGGAUCGAGACAGAGAGCGAGGGAGAAAACUUCGACACCGUCGCUCACACUCGUUCUCUUCUAGCAGUGAACAUGAGAGGAGAGGGAGGGGACACAGGCUGGAGGGUGGCUAUGCACGAUCCAGGAGCUACGACAAUCGCUCUUCAGACCGCAGGCCAUACGACAGACACUAUGGCGAUAGUUACCGUCGACAGGACCACAGCCGGGAACGGGACAAGGAACACGGAACGCCGCGCAACUACUACUCCCGCGAUGCCUCGCCCAGCUACGACUACCGCCGGGGACGCGAUCGGGACCACGAGGACUCCUACAGGAGGAAAGGCAGCAGGCGUAAGCACAAACGAAGGCGGCGUAGAACCAGGUCCUAUAGCCCAUCCUCCUCGCGGAGUGACAGCGGGACACGGGCACUGUGUGUGAGGGACGACGAGGAAGGUCACCUGAUCUGUCGGAGUGGCGACGUCCUACAAGAGAGAUAUGAGAUCGUCAGCACUUUGGGUGAGGGCACCUUCGGGAGGGUGAUGCAAUGUAUUGAUCAUCGCAGAGGUGGAGCUCAUGUCGCUCUAAAGAUCAUCAAAAACGUGGAGAAGUACAAAGAAGCAGCACGGCUGGAAAUUAACGUACUGGAAAGAAUCAAUGAAAAGGAUCCUGAAAAUAACAACUUGUGUGUGCAGAUGUUUGACUGGUUCGACUAUCACGGCCAUAUGUGUAUCAGUUUUGAGCUACUGGCUCUCAGCACUUUCGACUUCCUCAAAGAAAACAAUUACCUGCCCUACCCCAUCAGCCAAGUGAGAGACAUGGCCUACCAGAUCUGCCUGGCUGUCAAAUUUUUACAUGAGAACAAGCUGACACACACAGACCUGAAACCAGAAAAUAUCCUGUUUGUCAACUCUGAUUUUGCAAUCACGUACAAUGUGGAGAAGAAGCGUGAUGAGCGUACUAUAAAGAACACAGCAGUGAGGGUGGUGGAUUUCGGCAGCGCUACAUUUGAUCACGAGCACCACAGCACCAUUGUCUCUACCCGACACUACAGAGCCCCAGAAGUGAUUCUGGAGCUGGGUUGGAGUCAGCCGUGUGACGUGUGGAGUAUUGGCUGCAUUCUCUUUGAAUACUACCUCGGCUUUACUCUUUUUCAGACGCAUGAUAAUCGGGAGCAUUUAGCCAUGAUGGAGAGGAUUUUGGGCCCUGUUCCAUCUAGGAUGAUUCGUAAGACUAGGAAACAGAAAUACUUUUAUCGUGGACGACUGGACUGGGAUGACAACUCCUCAGCAGGUAGAUACGUCCGAGAAAACUGCAAACCUUUACGGAGAUAUCUUCUCUCUGAAGCUGAAGAGCAUCACCAACUCUUUGAUCUUAUAGAGAGCAUGCUGGAGUACGAGCCAGCAAAACGCAUCACUCUCGCUGCUUCCCUGAGACAUCCCUUUUUCCAGAGCAAUGCAACUGCUGCCGAGCAGAGCGCCGGCAAGAGUUGGGAGGGCAAUCGUGACAUCAGCCGGUGACAAAUAAAAUGCAUUUAGCAUCAACCAACGUCUCUUAUGCCAAAAAACUUUGAGAACUCGCAAGCCAAGAGAGAUGAUGUGCAGUUCGACUGACUUUAUACAAAGUUCAAGAGAAAUCAAUUCAAGCAGUUUUGCUGCUGCUGGAUCUGCAGGGUUGUACAGCUUGCAACUAAUUUCUCAAUCUUCCCAUAAUGUGAGGACACGCUCAUGUGCAGCAGAAAAAGUGUUAUAAAUGAUCUCAUGAACUGUCAGGCUUUAACCGAUAUUUGAUCGGACGAUUCGAGGGAUUGUGUAAUAGCGGCACCCCAAUGAGUAGACGUGAGGUUUAUUCUUCCAGUGAUCCGCCAGUUGUGGCUAAUGAUUUUCAACAGUUAAGGGGUUUGAAGUAGGCGCGCUGUUAAUGUAACACUCCUUUUAUUCUGAAAAUAAUUGACCGUCAUAAUAAGAAUCACUGUUACAAUGUAGUAAUUUAUUGGGCUGAAACGUUUUGUGCAUUUUAGCCCUAAACUGAUAAAUCAUAAAUGCAUUACAGUACACAUACACACACACACUUUAUUUUCAAUUCAGACCACAUAAUGGAGCACGCAGUGUUCUGGUGCUCGUUUCCUAAAGAGCACAUGUUUACAGUAUUUAUUUAGGUCUACCCGGACAUCUCUUUUUGUGUCUUUGUAUAAAUGUGUAAAUAUGAAUAAAUAUGUUGUGACUCUAGAAUAAAGGUCCUGUCUGUC
Messenger RNA from Triplophysa rosa, 2419 nucleotides. It is a transcript of the gene clk2a, whose product is annotated as CDC-like kinase 2a. Gene Ontology annotation, cellular component: nucleus. Lineage: Eukaryota; Metazoa; Chordata; Actinopteri; Cypriniformes; Nemacheilidae. Bases 123 to 1691 code for a protein of 522 amino acids. Gene Ontology annotation, molecular function: protein tyrosine kinase activity; ATP binding. The record is from RefSeq and is a predicted model, not a curated record. Gene Ontology annotation, biological process: regulation of RNA splicing; protein phosphorylation. The transcript is spliced from 13 exons.